Molecule: messenger RNA, 1298 nt
Organism: Suricata suricatta (meerkat)
Lineage: Eukaryota; Metazoa; Chordata; Mammalia; Carnivora; Herpestidae
Gene: ODF4
Product: outer dense fiber of sperm tails 4
Cellular component (GO): plasma membrane
Source: RefSeq, a predicted model, not a curated record
UAGGGGCCCUGUCCUGCUGAAUAGGUUGCUUCCUUCCCAGCCCCCAGGCCCUUUGGUGGCAAGUACUCUGCCUGAUACAAAUAUUUAAAAGAUGAGGGAGCACUGAGCCCAGCAAGAGAAGGGGGAGAUGGGGUGGAGGAUAGAAAGGGAGAUCAGGAAUGUUCAAGAUGUGGGCAGAGGACUUUAGGGCUGAGUUUCCUCGGUCAGGAGGAGAAAAGGAUGAGUGUCAAAAUCCUGGAAAUGAAAGAGGGGGCCAGGCAGCAGGAGCGGGUGGUGGGGAGUCUGGACAAGAAGAGAACCCACUGUCUGCCUCCAGCUGCAAGGAGCAGGUGACCUGGGAGCGCUCCUGGGAGGCCCGGAGAAUCUCCGUGCUGCCCCUGUGGUGGAGGAUCACCCACAGCUCCCGCUGGAUAGCGCAGGUGCUGGCCUCCGAGCUCAGCCUGGUGGCCUUCGUCCUGCUGCUGGCCAUGGUCUUCUCCGAGAAGUGGCUGUGCCUCUCCCAGAGCCGCUUCUACCAGCGCUGGCCCCCCAACGUCAGCUCGAGAAUCUACACGUCGGCUCACGUCAUGUCCCUGGGGCUCCUGCGGAUCUGCACAUCCAAGAACUGUUCCAGCUCAGACGACAGGAAAGAUAGUUUUAAGCUGUGGGCCAAUCACCCGCUCUUUGGGGUGGCCCAGAUAACCUUCUGCCUGACCCUGGGGCUGGGCUUUGUCUUCACCGUCUGGUUGCACCUGCCGUAUCUGCGUCGUCUGCAGAGACUGCCUUUCUUUAGCUGGAUUGGGACCAUCAUGAGCUUCUGUGAAGUUACCUUUAUUUUCUUCACCCUCCUGUUAUUCCCUAUUAACCUCUGGAUCUUUGAGCUGAAGAAGAAUGUGUCCAUCCCCAUCGGCUGGAGCUAUUUCAUAGGGUGGCUGGUGUUUGUCCUGUACAUCACCUGUGCGGCCCUCUGCCACUUCAACAACAAACGCUUCUGGAGUGUGAUUACCAACUGCCCCAGAGGCAGCGGGUUCUGCAGCGACAGUGCCUGCUCAGCACAGAACUUUCAGAGUGAGCUGGUGGCCUUACCUGCCUCCGUCAGCCAGGAGGAGGUCCCGCAUCUGGAGCCAAAGAAGCCGCCGCCUUAACCCUACCUGAAAUCCUGGCGCCUUUCAGCGCAUCCCUCUCCUCAUCCUUUCUGGCAACCCUCAGGCAGGUGGCUCUCCCACCGCUGGACUUUCAGGUCAGCCUUGCACUUGUCCGCCUAGUUCCAGCUUGCGGACAGCGGGUGAUGGGCAAUAAAUUGUCUCUUGCUUAUCGUG